Molecule: messenger RNA, 3414 nt
Organism: Gorilla gorilla gorilla (western lowland gorilla)
Lineage: Eukaryota; Metazoa; Chordata; Mammalia; Primates; Hominidae
Gene: MED27
Product: mediator complex subunit 27
Exons: 8
Coding region: 28-846 (272 amino acids)
Biological process (GO): regulation of transcription by RNA polymerase II
Cellular component (GO): mediator complex
Molecular function (GO): transcription coactivator activity
Source: RefSeq, a predicted model, not a curated record
UUGGAGAGCUGCUGUGGCGGCGGCAACAUGGCGGACGUGAUAAAUGUCAGUGUGAACCUGGAGGCCUUUUCCCAGGCCAUUAGUGCCAUCCAGGCGCUGCGCUCCAGCGUGAGCAGGGUGUUCGACUGCCUGAAGGAUGGGAUGCGGAACAAGGAGACGCUGGAGGGCCGGGAGAAGGCCUUUAUUGCGCACUUCCAGGACAACUUACAUUCGGUCAACCGGGACCUCAAUGAGCUGGAACGUCUGAGCAAUCUGGUAGGCAAGCCAUCUGAGAACCAUCCUCUUCAUAACAGUGGGCUGUUAAGCCUGGAUCCUGUGCAGGACAAAACUCCUCUCUAUAGUCAACUCCUUCAAGCAUAUAAGUGGUCAAACAAGUUGCAGUACCAUGCAGGACUAGCCUCUGGCCUUUUAAAUCAGCAGUCAUUGAAGCGUUCCGCUAAUCAGAUGGGAGUAUCUGCCAAACGUAGACCAAAGGCUCAGCCCACAACUCUUGUCCUACCACCUCAAUAUGUUGAUGAUGUGAUCAGCCGCAUUGACAGGAUGUUUCCUGAAAUGUCCAUCCACUUAUCCAGACCCAAUGGAACAUCAGCAAUGCUUCUGGUGACCUUGGGAAAGGUGUUGAAAGUGAUCGUCGUCAUGCGGAGCCUGUUCAUUGAUCGAACAAUAGUAAAGGGAUAUAACGAGAAUGUCUACACAGAAGAUGGCAAGCUUGAUAUAUGGUCCAAAUCCAACUAUCAAGUAUUCCAGAAGGUGACAGACCAUGCCACCACUGCCCUGCUCCACUAUCAGCUGCCCCAGAUGCCGGAUGUCGUGGUCCGAUCCUUCAUGAGUUGGAGCUCGAGAUGAGAGCAGCCCCAAAGCAGCCAUUCCCGUGGGGUGCUGCAGCCGGCUCCUGCCAGUGCCUGUUCAGUAUCUUGCGAGCUGGUUCUUCAGCCACUACUAGUUUGAAAUCAAACUUGGUGGGAGUGUUGACACCACGGAAAUCGGCAAACACUACAAGUCAGGACUUCCCCCGAACCCCAGGGCCAGUUUAUCAGCAUUUAUCACGUGGCCACCAGUUGGCCUAAGCAGGGCUAACACCAUGUCCCCGCGUCCUUGACAGACGUAGCCGCCAGCUGUUCCAUCGUCAUGCUCUCACGCCGUCAUGCUCUCACGCCAGCAUGCUCACACGGCCGCAUGCUCUCACGCCAGCAGACCCCAUCGUCCACCGCUGCUGGGACUCCCUGUUUUCUUCAUGCUAGAAAGUGUGCCGGUUAGAGAACCGACUCCAAAGACCUGUUAGCAAGGCCAAAUCAGUGUGCAUCUUAUCACAUGGCAUCAACAGUGCCACUGCUCAGAGAGCCUGGAGUUCAUUCCUCGGAAGACACAUCCCUGGUGCGUUGAUUGGCUUCAUGAUGCUGGCAGAGUGGGCACAACACAGCCAGGUGCUCAGAGCUCCCACAGAGUGGUCCUUCUGUGUGUCCAGGGAACAGUUCCCCUGACCAUCUUCAGCAAGAGCUCCAAUUUCAGAUAGAUACAAAGAUUUGCUUUUGAGCCUAACACGUUGUAAUGCCCCCUUUCCCUUUGGUAACUGACUGUGGGAUUUAGGGAAGAUUUGAAUCCCAGUGACUCCACUCGGGAGGCUGAAGCAGGAGGAUCGCUUGAGCCCAGGAGUUCGAGGUUACAGCGAGCUAUGAUCGAUUGCACCACUGCGCUCCAGCCUGGGUGUCAGAGCGAGAUCUGGUCUCAUAAAAAAAAAAAAAAAAAAAAACAUUUACAUCUGUCACAGCACUCAGCACUGUGCUCAGCCCACACCAGCUAAUUAAUACGAAUCUGUUGAUUGAUUGAUUUGAGGCACAGACAUGAGUACUAUUUGUGGCAGAGACAGAACUUCUUCUACUUAGGGAAAAAUAAGUAGUUUAACUGAAGGACCUCUUGACCUCGUGUCUAUUGCCAAAACCCCCAAACACCUGGCCUUUGGAAAGGGGGACAGUACUGAUGGGCCAUGCCCUGUCACAAUGAAGGCAGCUGUGGUGAAGAUGGAAGAAUGUGUAUCAAUAAGCUCGGCCAACCUCUUCAAAUAACAGUUUUCUCUUACCGACAUAAUUCAGGAGGACAUUAAAUGACAAGAUUCACGUGCCCUUUCACCGCGAGAACUUGCUUGCCUGCUGUUUUGCGUUUGGGUAUUUUUUUCUUUGGUAGUGAAUCUCCUUGGGUUUGAGAAUUGAGUUACGGGAGGCUCAUCCUUAUGUAUGACGCCCAAGAAAGCUCUGCACUCUGAACCAUUCAAGUGAGGAUUUGCUGCUUAUGAUGUUAUUUGGUGGCACCAGGGCUGUCCCCACCCCUCCCCCCAGUAUGUCAGGCCACACUGUGACAAUGAGUGACAACCUCUGAAAUCAGAUUAGCUAGAAGGCAUGUUGACCUCCGCGGAGAACUCUGGAAUCGUCCUCGGUUCCAAGGCUUCCUCAGCACACAUGCACAGCCACCUGUUAGUAGUGGGCAAGGAGAAGAGGAUGGAUACUGACAUUCAGAAGACAUGGGACCCAGAAAGUGAAAGUGGGGUGCUGGCCCCCAGACUGCCAGACUGCUCGGUGGUUCACGGGGACUCCAGGGAGGCCUUCCUGCUUUUGAGAGUAGGGGUUUCUGUUUUCAAAACUCCCUCGGUUGGGAGGGGCACGCAAGCAUCAGACGUGAACAUCAGCAGUCAGGUGACCUUGUGGGUUCCGCCUGCUGCUCCCUGUGAAAUCACGGGGCAUCUUCCGGGGCCAAAGCCAACUUAAGUUGUCUGGGCCAUUAGGCUUGAUAGGAAGGAGGACUUUGGGAGCACCUGUAUCCCAUUCUUUCACUUCUCUCCUCGUUUCUCUUUUUAGACCUGGUUAAGAAGUUACAUAAAGCUGUUCCAGGCCCCGUGCCAGCGCUGCGGGAAGUUUUUGCAGGAUGGCCUUCCCCCGACAUGGAGGGAUUUCCGAACCCUCGAAGCCUUCCAUGACACCUGCCGGCAGUAGCCCCACGCUGGCCCCAGCCUCAGACCCCACCCAGCACCUUCCCAGACACGCAGGAAGCCCACAGAAGGCUCAGCUGGUUCCUCACCGCCCAGAUGUGUACAGCUGCUCCUCCCUUUCAUAAAACAGCGCCAUGUGUGCAGAGGCCACUCUUGAAGAGCAGACCCCCUCUGUGGCUGAUGGGACUAAUUAUUCCCACUAGCCAGCGGACUGAAGGCAAAGAAGACCUUUCUAGAACCUGGUAGAAGGAAGCUGUGCAGCAUGCUCCUCGUCCGUGUGUGUCGGCAGUGCUGGUGUCUGUCGUCUCCGCGAGCUGUUACUGGAAUGAGCCCUUGUGUUCAUGGGUAUCGUCAUGCGGGGUUCUUGUGUUUUGUGGGGCUUGGGUUUUGGUAACUUAUUUUUAUAAGCAAUAAACCUUUUGUAUCCUGGAAAA